This is a messenger RNA of Darwinula stevensoni, 800 nucleotides long. The record is from the annotation of a GenBank genome assembly. Lineage: Eukaryota; Metazoa; Arthropoda; Ostracoda; Podocopida; Darwinulidae.
AAGACAUUCUUCUUCUCCAUGCAUAGGUUUAAGUGGCACAGGCGAAACUUUCAGCAACCUGCCUUAAGGGCAUUAGCUUGAAAUAAGUUAGCUAUGGCCAGACCUGCAAACAGCAAGAGGAAUCGACAGAAGAAAAAGCAUCUCAACUACUCUCGCAAAACAUCUGCAAAGAAGAAGGCCAAGAGGAGGAGGAAGCAGAAAGUUGGUCCACAUGAGGAAAUAAGGAAGAGUUGGGAUCCAAGCAAGUCAUUGAAGGAGAACUAUGAUGAAAUGGGACUUGUUCUCAAUGUCAAUGCCAGCCUUCCUCUUCAAACAGGAAAGGUGACCCUUGAACCCAUGGAAGUGGAGCAUGGAACUAAAAAAAAGCAGGCGAAGAAAAGGCCCAGGGAGAGAGCUGCUGAACGCAUGGAGUUAGACUUGAAGAGAAAAGAAGCAGAGCGAGCCAAGGUGAAGACAUAUCUCCUUCCUGAGCCAGAGUACUUAUGGCUCCAGGAUCUGCUCGAUCAAUAUGGAGAAGAAACACAGAAGAUGGCCAGAGAUCCCAAGAAUCACUAUCAGUUGACUCCAAAGCAAAUACAGAGGAAGAUUAAUCAAUUGAAGAACAUCCCUGACCAAUGGGCCAGAUACCUGAAACACCGGAACUCACUGCCUUCCAUGAAUGAAGAUGGCCAAGUGAGCAUUCCUACCACAGAUUGAAUGGUCCUACCUACAUUGUUUGUUUUGGUCAUUUUGUGAUUGCAUGAGUGGGGGUCCCACGUGUUACUGGAAAUGAGAAAAAACCACUGCUUGCACUUUUCACA